UCGUAGCAGACGGUUGUCCCCGUAGCGCUGUGCGGUGACUGUUCUCUUGAGCGGUAAACAAACUUUCCGAAUUUGUCCUUUAAGUGAAUUAUCGCCCUCGAUGGGUAUUUAGAAACAUUUCAGCGUUAUUUAGGCUGCGUGUCUAAAUAACUGAAGAUUUUUGGAAAAUAUUUGAUUGUGAAAUAUAAGUUUUGCAAUUAAGCGUCCUCCAAAGAAAGUGUCAAAACUUUUCACUGGUGGGAAAUUGAAAAAGAACUGAUCAACAACAAUUUUCUGCAUUACAAUAUUAAACCAAGACAAUCAAAAUAGGGAACCCACUCACGAAGUGAAAGGCCGCGAUUACUUUUACAGCUGAGGAAAAUGAUGCUGUAACUUUGCUUCGGGAGGUCGUCUGAACCUAGAAUAUACAAUUGAAGCUGAGAAUAAUUACAAAAGAAUCUGGAUGAUCGUCUAAGACGACUCCGAGUUAUUCUUUCCCUUCGAGAAGGACAGAAAAGACCCAGCGAGGAGCAUCCCGAAAUAGUGGAAGCUAUAUUUCCAAGGCAUUCCUGCCAGGCUUGCAAGGCAACCUUCGCCCGAGGGGAAAGUGGAUUAUUUAAAUGAAAUUGCGGAUUCGCUUUGACACGGACAUACUACAAGAUUUUAUAUUCAGUGCAGCACACAAGACGUCUGUCCGGUACGAUAGUACAAACGUUCAUCCAUAGAUUAUUUUUUCGUCUCGGUUCACGAAACUGAAUGCAGUUAAGAAUAUUUCAUUCUAAAACCGCGGAUGUGAAUCCAAGGAUUUAAUGAGCGACACACUUAAUAACAUACUCGUAUGGCAACAGUUGAGUGGAUGGUACAGCAUGCGAGAAAAACGCACGCUGCAGGUCAUUUGAAGGUUGUUCCAGACGAACCAAGUGCAAUACUUGCAAAUACCAACGUAAAAAGAAAGCAGAGAAAGAGACUCACGAGAGGACGCUCGGCAAAGACAGCAGAAAAGAAAUUGCUGUUGUUGUUGCGUUGGAUAUUGGCACCCCUUGUUGUCACCAUGGCAGCCAACGUUCUGCUUCCAAUAUUAUUCCCUCUGUCGGACGAACUGGACUACCCGAACGUGACGAAGUUCCUUCGAAUGGGGCUGGCGGACAAGAACGAUCAUCCGCCAUUCUUCGAACACAACCUCUAUGAGGUAGAGGUUGACGAAGAUGAGGCCAUAAACCAGACUAUUCUCAGUCUCAAUGCCACAGACCUGGACGAAGUGUCUCGCCUGAAUUACGAGAUCGUGGAAGGCAAUGAGGACGGAACUUUCGCCGUUGGGAACUUGACGGGAGAAGUCUACCUGGCUCAACCGCUCGACUAUGAAACAAAAAAUAGGUACAACCUGCUCUUACUAGUUUCGGACGGCCGCCACGAGGGCGGCGCAACUCUCCAGGUGAAGGUGAAAGACGUCAACGACAAUCCUCCGGUGUUUGACAGGCGUCUGUACGAGGCCGAAAUUACGGAAGAGGACGACCGGGAUCUGCCUCGGAGGCUUGUCACGGUGCGCGUAACAGACGACGACAUCGACAGACCGGAAGACAUAGUGUUUUCCCUUUCGGGUCAAGGCAUCGAUAUCGAAAAUCCUGAGAAUUCGCACUUCGCCAUCGACCCUUCGACGGGAGAAAUUUUCGUCAGGAAGCCACUCGACCGUGAUUACCCCGGAGGCCGACCCCGCUGGGGACUGACGGUGUUUGCACAGGACGAAGGAGGGACGGGACUUGUGAGUUACAGCGAGUUUGUUGUCAAACUGAAAGACGUCAACGAUAACCCUCCCAGAUUUACUCAGGCCAUUUAUUAUGGAAAUGUAACAGAAAAUGGAACGAGUGGAUUGGAGGUCAUAACUAUGAAAGCCGAUGACUAUGAUGACCCUAAUGAAGGUACAAAUGCCCAGCUGACUUAUUCCAUAGAAAAGAAUGUCAUUGAUGAAAUCACUGGUCAGCCGUUGUUCCUUGUAGAAUCAAACACUGGAGUAGUCAGAACUGCUGUUUGCUGUCUGGACAGGGAAGAAACUCAAGAUUACCUUAUCCAAGUAGUUGCAACGGAUGGAGGGGGCCUUAAAGGAACGGGCACAGUAAGCAUUCUAGUGUUGGACAUCAACGAUAAACCUCCAAUGUUCGCCAAGGAGGAAUGGGUCACCGAAACGGAUGAAACAGAAGGUUUAGAUUUACCUGUUCAGCCUAUUCUGACAGUUUCUGUUUUCGAUGAAGAUGAAAAAAAUACUUUUUUGUACAAAGUCAUUGAGUCAUCUGGGUUUGGAGCUGACAAGUUUAUGAUGGUUACCAACCCUGAUGGAACUGGUUCAUUAAAGGUUAUCAAACCUCUAGACUACGAAGACCCUAAACAAAGAGGUGGUUUCAAAUUUCAGAUCCAAGUAAGUGAUUUGGGUGAAAAUAAAAUAACAGAGCCAUAUCAUGUAGCAACGUCAUGGGUGAAGGUGAAGUUAAAAGAUAUCAACGAUAAUGAACCACAGUUUCUUAAAGGUAGUGGUGAAGUUCAAGUGUUGGAAAAUUCACCAGUUGGAACUAGUCUGACAACUAUAAUAGCAACAGAUCCUGAUAAAGAAGGAGAAAGUAAAGUUUACUAUAAAAUUCAUAAAUCAUCUGACAGAUACAGACAAUUCUCCAUUGAUGGGUCAGGAACUCUCAAAGUGCAGAGGAAUUUGGACAGAGAACGUAAUCCAACUCACUUAUUGAGAAUUGUGGCAAUGGAUGAUGAAGUGCCUCCAAAGAGUGCCACUAUGUUACUCACUGUUAGAGUAAUGGAUGUCAAUGAUAAUUAUCCAAUAUUUCUUGAAGAUUACCGUCCAAUUAUACCCGAAAAUGAGCCUCCAAGAAAAGUGGCUGAGAUUCUAGCCACAGACAUCGAUGAUCCAGCCAUGAAAAAUGGUCCCCCUUUCCAUUUUUGGCUCGACCCAAAAGCAUCACCUGCCAUCAAAACUUCCUUCAGAGUGGAAAAUAUUCCGAGGGGGUUGAAUGAAGAUGGCAUGGCUGUUGUUUUUUCGCUUAGAGAGUUUGAUCGUGAAGAACAAAAGGAGUACUUUGUUCCUAUUGUCAUCAAAGACUCGGGUGCUCCCUCUAUGAUGGGUACUUCAACACUGACAGUCACUAUAGGAGAUAAAAAUGACCAUCAAAUGCAGCCUGGGAAGAAGGACAUUUUGUUUUACAGUUAUAUGGGUCAGACACAUGGCACCCCAGUUGGACGAGUGUAUGUUGAAGAUAAAGAUGACUGGGAUUUGAGUGAGAAGACUUAUGUUUGGGAAAAUUCUCCCCAUCCAAACUUUAAACUUGAGGAAGAUAGUGGUAUGAUCAUAAUGAAAUAUGUCCCAAGUAAAAGUUCAUACCAUCUGAACUUUUAUGUGCAUGACCGUAAACAUUCUCAGUCUAAUGUGAAAGCUAGUGUGUCAGUGCAAGUCCGGCACAUUCCAGAAGCAGCAGUGGAAAAUGCAGGUUCUAUUCGAAUUGGAAACAUGACAGACACUGAAUUCAUAAGUCAGUGGGAUUAUAAGACAAAUAAACUUGUCCGCAGUAAAGCAGAUCAGCUCCGAGAAAAAAUAGCAAAGUUAUUUGGUUUAAAGAUAUACAGUGUGGAUCUCUUUAGUAUACAAAUGAAAGAAGAAAGACCACCUGUGACUGAUGUGUUCUUUUCAGUUUAUGAUUCUCAGUAUUAUCAGUCAGUAAAAAUAAACGGAGUGGUAUUAAGGCACAGAACAGCGAUAGAAAAAGCAGUAGGGGUUAAAAUAAUUAUGGUUGGUAUAAACGAAUGUAUGGCUGAAAACUUACAUUGUGAUGGAUCAUGUACAAAUAAAUUUUUAAUUUCUAAAAGCCAGUAUUUGAUAGAUGCCAAUAGAACUUCUUUCGUGGGUGUUCAUACUCGUGUUGUACCUGAAUGUGUUUGUGGUGCUAGAAAUUUUUCUACUGAAGUUUCAUGCCGUCCAAAUCCUUGUUUUAAUCGUGGUCGAUGUCUUCAAGAAAAAUACAGUGUUCACUGUGAAUGUUCAACGGGAUAUGAUGGGCCACAAUGCCAAAUCCUAACUAGAACGUUUCUUGGAAAUGGUUUCGCUUGGUUCCCUCCAUUAGAAGUGUGUAAAAAUACCCAUAUAAGUGUAGAAUUCCUUUCUCAAGAACCAGAGGGGCUAAUAUUCUAUAAUGGACCAAUUACAACUCCAGCAGCAAAUGAGUUUGCUAUAACAGACUUUAUAGCACUGGAGCUGGAGAAGGGCCAAUUAAGGCUUUUAGUAGAUUUUGGAUCAGGAACUCUGCAACUGAAGGUGAAUACAACAACAAGCUUGGAUGAUGACAAGUGGCACAGAGCUGACAUAUACUGGGACAAAGAGGAUGUCAGACUUGAUGUGGAUCACUGUAGGCAAGUUCCACUUGAAGAAGAUGAUAAUGGGAUAAAAGGAAGAUCUGAUAUCUCCAGAUGCCGAGCUUCUGGUACCAUCCCUCCAUUCAACGAAUACUUGAACGUCAACAGCCCCCUCCAGGUAGGGGGUUUGGCACAUCCCCCACUACCAGCUGGGUCUUACAGAUGGCAUCACUUACCGCAUGGUCAUCACUUUAAAGGGUGCAUUAGGAAACUUAUGGUGAAUAGCCAUUUUUAUGACUUUGCUAAUCCUGCUCUUCAUAGCAAUACCGAAAAGGGAUGUCCUUAUUUUGAUAAAGUGUGCACCACAAACUCUACACUGGCUGGCUGUGGGCCCAAUGGCAUCUGUUCCGGUUCUAUAAGUCAACCUGUGUGUCUGUGCAAUGCUGGAUGGACAGGGGCAGCCUGUGAUGAGCAAACAAUACCAUCUUAUUUCGAAAAUCAGUCUUAUGCUAAGUAUGCUCUAUCGUUUAAACCUAGUUCUUUCCACACAGACAUUCAGUUAAGAUUUCGAACCUGGGAGAAAUCUGGUGAACUUUUACGAAUGUCUAACCAACACAGUGCAUUAUAUGGUAUUCUUGAGAUAAGAGAAAAUGGUUUACAAUUCAGAUUCAAUCUGAAUGCCUUAAAACUAGAAGAAAAUCUUGUUCGCUUGUCAAUGGUAAAUGUAAGUGAUGGGCUAUGGCAUUCUGUGGCGGUGAAACGAUAUGGGACAAUUGUUAUCCUCACUAUGGAUGGUGGUGAAGGUCGCAAUUACAAUGAAACUUCAUCACAGUCAAGCAAUGAGCUAAUAGACGUUAAUCCUCAAGGUGGAGUUACCGUUGGUGGCAGGGUCCAAUUCUCUAGUAUUGAUGUUUUCAUGGUACACAGUGAUUAUAAUCAUAGUUGUCUAGAUGAUGUUAGAAUAGAAGGCAAAUCGUUACCUCUUCCUCCAUAUCUCAGUGGUACUCAGUGGGCACAAGCCACUGCCUUCCAUAAUUUAGCCUCACACUGCAUCUCGCGAGACCAGUGCCUUAAUGUGAACUGCAUAACUCCGUUUAUUUGUAAAGAUUUAUGGAUGAGACAUGAAUGUGGGUGUCCAGAGGGAAGCAUUUUAACGAAAGACAAUCGAGGUUGUUUGGAUGAGGACGAGUGUCUGUCUGGACCCUGUGAAAAUGGUGGUAUUUGCAGUAACCAGCAGCCAUCAUAUAUAUGUCACUGCCCUACAGGUUACUAUGGAGACAACUGUGAGCUAGUUCAAGAAGUUAGCCCACUGCAACCAAGUUUACCUGCUGUUGCUGCUAUCAUUGUCUGUAUUCUCAUUGUUCUAGUAAUGAUGGCAGUAUUGCUCGUGUGCUUCUGUCAAAAGCGAAGACGAAGAUUCUCCAAAGAUGAGGGAAGCCAAGAGGGAACUGAGAUGACCGCAAAAUUCAAGGAUGACAGAGGCGGUGGAAGAGUCGUCGGGGAAGGGGAAGUCACCGUAUUGGACCUGACAGCAUUAAGCGUCCCUACUGUCUCUGUCGUGGCUAAUGGGGGAACCUUAAUUCCUAAAGCGAAGGACAUGGAGGACAGUAUGCAAAUGAAGGUGACCAUGGCCAACUUAGACGUGGUGGUCGCGAGUCACCCCGAGAUGCAGAGAAAGUACGUCAGCCAUCAACAACAUCCAUCCAGUUACGACGACGUUCGGAAUUACGCCUACGAGGGAGGAGGAGGCAGUUCGUCGGCAGGAAACUCCUUUUCAUCUCUCGGGUCUGGGACAGACAGCAACAAACUAAGUUUUGACGACCUCAGAGGCUGGGGACCACGUUUUUACAUCCUGGCUGACAUGUAUACGGAAGGAGAAUCCGACGAAGAAGAGUUAGAGAAAGAAGGGGCAAACCAUAGAGUGCAAAACCAGGAGACAAGAAAGAGAAAAGGAAUUAUUUGAUGUUGCUUCACGGAUUUUGAAUUGAAAUCUCAAGCGCGGAAUCGUUUCUUUUUCAUUUUCUUCUUGUGAGCUCUUCAGCAUCACUGAAUGACUGGGACGCCAUAAUUGAAAGCAAACAGGGGAAAUGAUUUUAGUUUUUAUAUGGUAAUCUAAGAGAAAUAGGUUCCUACCAUAACUGCAGUGAGAAUCACGGUCCUGAAAUCAAGAGUCCCUUCGCUUGAGAUAUGGUAAUUUGUCACAAGAACAAAGAUCCCCUUCUUGUCUUGUUAGGAAGUGUCCCUCAAGAGGCGCUGUGGCGAAGAAAGAUUACAAUAUCUUUGUCGCUGAGCAACGAAAGGUUAUCUUUCCAUUCCAAAGUUCAAAGAAAACCUCAAAGAAAUGAGCGUCGUCUAACAGCGACUAUUCCACUAUAAGUUUGCGUUCGAUUAGCUUUUUCUUUUCUUCACAAGUUUCAAAAGUAUACAUUAUCCUUCGCAAGAAAAUUUAUUCUAGAAACAUUUUUUAUAUUAAUAAGUUUCAAAAUUAAGUUAUUCUUCUUGUACAAUAUUUUUGUUAUCUUUAGUAUGAUCAAUACCGACGUACACUGCAACAUGUUCACAUUUCACGUUUGUUUAAAGAUAGCUACUAUUCACGUUAAUUGAUAUUUACGAUAAAAAUAUAGGUAUAUCUAUAUAUAACCAUUUCUUCGUAAAAAUGUACUUCGAGAUUUCGAGAGGCUGUUAAUACUGUUUCAGAUGGUAAUUGUAAAUGUUUUCUGUGAUACGAAGUUUUUUGUAAAUAAACGAAAUGAAAGCAACUUUUAUUUUGUAUCCUAUAGUACGCAGCAGCUAGCAAUUACUCCACCAAAAAUGAUGAUGACCAAUAUAGUA
Messenger RNA from Macrobrachium nipponense, 7155 nucleotides. Its product is annotated as neural-cadherin-like. Gene Ontology annotation, molecular function: cadherin binding; calcium ion binding. Gene Ontology annotation, cellular component: adherens junction; catenin complex; plasma membrane. The record is from RefSeq and is a predicted model, not a curated record. The transcript has 16 exons. Gene Ontology annotation, biological process: adherens junction organization; homophilic cell-cell adhesion; cell morphogenesis. NCBI's taxonomy places the organism in Eukaryota, Metazoa, Arthropoda, Malacostraca, Decapoda, Palaemonidae. Bases 818 to 6286 code for a protein of 1822 amino acids.